AUGCAGUUUGUAUUGGAGGCGUCUUCACUCGAAGUCAUAAGACGCGUCUCUGCCUAGAUCAUCUGUUCUCAUGAACAGUAAGAAGCAACCUACACAGUUUGUACACUAUCCAUUGUCUCCGUUGACUCCGGCAUGUUUUCUUCCGCUACGUAACACAGCUUUCGAUUCAGAACGCCUUACCUCUAUAAAGCUGGCUAGGGAGCAUCCUGCAUCAAAUAUCAAGCACCCGAAAUCCACUCAAUGCAACACACUUUCCUCACCAUCCUUUCUCUCCUUGCCACAGCCAGCGUGUGCGCAGGAGAGCCAGACCAGGUUCCUCUCCAAGAUGGCGCCCUCGGCGACGUCAAAGUGGUGGCGACGCCCGUGGUCGACGACUUCAACACGCCCACCAAGGCUAGUGAACAAGUUCUAGUCACAACUACGCCCUCGCCCUCCUUCUACUAUGGAUUCACUCAGUGUAAUUGUGAUGGCGACAUAUAUCGCAGGGGAGACCUCAACUUUGUCAUCAUAAACGGAGCGAUGGCCACCCCCAUCCCUAUUAUAUACACGAAUGAUCCUAACGGGUAUGCUCCCCGUACCCCGCACCUCUUUGCCGACAGUGAGAAUCAAUUCGAGGGAAAGUGGAAGAACGUAGCAUGCAGCAGGACUGGCGCUAAUGGCAAGACUAAUCUCGUCGAAUAUGCUAUCAACAACGUAGCUGGCACGAACGGGUACAAGUUUGAUCGUGUUGUGUACACAACUUGGAACGUCGGCAAGGACCAGCCUAUAUUCUGUGGGUGUAUGACCCAUAAGGGCUUGACGGGUAACAAAUUCAAGUUGUGUACGAUGUCCUAGACCCCGUUCGGCUGGAAGAUACCUCGAAACUUGUAUGAGUUUACAUGCCGAAUCUGAACCUACCUUCCGGUAGCAGAACAUUCGAAUUCACCAAAAAAUGUAAUAGAUAGUAUACAGAGACAGAAAAGAAUGAGAACGAUGGUGCGACACGAAGAAAGUCGUGAAAGUAAAAUAUUCGAGGCCAUUUACUAAUGUGACAUAUCCCGACCGUUCAUGCCUCCUGAGAGCUACAUCGACAGUAAUAAUGGCCGCUUGCAGCUCCUCAUGAUGAACCCUCGUCCUUCAGUGUGAUGGUUAUCGAUCCCUUUCCUGGCAAUACUGUUUCUCGUC
Messenger RNA from Desarmillaria tabescens, 1164 nucleotides. RefSeq lists its product as uncharacterized. The record is from RefSeq and is a predicted model, not a curated record. The transcript is spliced from 4 exons. Lineage: Eukaryota; Fungi; Basidiomycota; Agaricomycetes; Agaricales; Physalacriaceae. Gene Ontology annotation, molecular function: RNA nuclease activity; RNA binding. Bases 241 to 834 code for a protein of 197 amino acids.